Molecule: messenger RNA, 852 nt
Organism: Caenorhabditis briggsae
Lineage: Eukaryota; Metazoa; Nematoda; Chromadorea; Rhabditida; Rhabditidae
Exons: 5
Coding region: 1-852 (283 amino acids)
Cellular component (GO): cytosol
Molecular function (GO): N-methyltransferase activity
Source: RefSeq, a predicted model, not a curated record
AUGGCCGGAACGGAGGAAAAGAAGAAGGAAGACGAUGUGGAUACCGGAACAGCAGACGAAGAAGAAGGGAAUUCUAAAGAUGAGGAAUGUGCGGCUACGGAGCACAGAGAUAAGUUCAACCCAACUGCCUACUUGAACAGUUUCUACAAAACUGCCUCAGAGGACACUGCCAUGCAAAUCGUCUUGUUUUUUCUCCCUGGUAUACUGUACCGUCUUCCUCAAAAAGUGCGUACAGUACUCGAUUUGGGAGCUGGGCCUACAGUAUACCUUCCGAUUGCAUUGAGAGAAAGAGCUGAAAACAUUUAUACAUCUGAUUAUGCACCUGCUAAUAGAGAUGCACUUGUUAGCUGGAUUGAAAAUAGAUCAACAUUUGAUUGGGACAAUGUUUGCAGCUGGAUUUCCAAUAUCGAGGCAUCCAUGAAAACUGGAAAACAAAUGCAAGAGAAGACAAGAAGUCUAAUGCGUGCAGUACUAGAUGUCAAUGUUCACGAGUCUCCAGUUGUGCAAUCAGUUGUCUGGAAAUCUAACCAAACGACUGAGAAUAUUCCGGGAAAAUUCGAAGUGGUUUCUACUGUUUUCUGUUUAGAAUACUCUUGUGAGACCCUCGAUGGUUAUUUUCGGGCGGUUCGUAGCGCCUGUUCGCUCAUUGAGGAUGGAGGAUUUUUAAUCCAAGGAGGAGUUUUGGAUGCUACAACUUAUAACUUUGGCGGAAAAACAUUUCGAUGUCACCGAUUGAAACAAGCUCACAUUUUAGAAAGUUUGAAGGCAAAUGGAAUGGCUACCACUGCUGAGAAGGGAUACAAGUUCAUCACUCAUGACGACAUUUUUUUGUUGGUCUCAAAAAAGAUUUAA